UUACUACGAAUUUGGAGGGAAAAUGUCUCAUAUACAGUAUGUUGAUGAGCUGGUCAAGGAGUAUUUGUUAUUUCGAGGAUUUAGUCAAACUCUGAAAGCCUUCGACAACGAUUUAAAAACCGAGAAAGAAAAAGGUUUCAGGGUGAGAACAUCGCAAUAUAAGAUAUGAAGAAAUAAAAAAUUCAACAAUAUUUACUUUGUUGAUAAAAUUGUUGAUCAAUUGAUGCAAUAUAUAUACACAUAUGAUUUAUUAUCUCUGAGAGAAUUAUGGGGUCAUUUAGAUAUUAGAAUGUUUUCUCGUUUGGAAAAUCAUUUUACUCCGGCUAUAAGAAAAUUAGAGAAUGCUGUUUUAAAAAUGUAUCUAGUAAAUGCAGCUGUAAACAAUAAGCAAGAUCGCAUUCAAGAAUUUUUUACUAAAAUGGCACCGGAAUUGCAAGGACAUUCAGAAUGGAAAGAAUGGUUUGCAUUACCAUUUGUAAAAAAUCCUGAAGAUAAUCCAACAUAUUCAGUACAUUUUAGCAGACAAUGGCAAGAUACUAUGUUGGUUUCUUUGCAUAAUUUUCUUGCAACUAUUUUUCAAUGUAUGCCACAACCAACAUUAUUAACAAUAGAUGAAGAUACGAAUAAGUUAAAACGUUUACAAGAGGAAAAUGAAGCAUUGAGACAAAAAUUAAAUGAACCUAUUAAAAUAGAAACAAUUGCUGAUGUAAAUCCAGGUCCAGUGCCACAGUAUCCACCAAUUAUGGAUGACUUUUACAUCAUUGCUCAGGAAUCUCCUUUAAUGGAAAAUCCUAAAACACUAAGAAGUUUAAUAAAGAAUAUAGGUGGUGGUUCCAGUCCAAUUUUAAGUAGAAAAUCUGCAACAAGUAUUAAGAAACAUACAGAAUCUGAUAUAGCAUCUACAAAAAGAACAAACACAAAAGGAAGGCUGAAUUCAGUUGCAAAAACUGAAGUAGUUGCUAAAAGAAGCAUGAGUUGCGAUUCUCGAUUAACAAGUACUAGAAAAAGAGACUCAUCUAUUGAUACUACUUCUGUAGACAGAAAAACAAAAGAAAAAAUCGAAUCAAGUUACAUCCUUUUAAGUCAGGAGGAAUAUACAGAACAUAAAACAUCCAUUAUUCAAUGUAAAAGCAAUGCAAGUGGUUCGUAUGUAGCAACAGGCGAUGCUGAUGGCGUUAUUAAAGUAUGGACACCAAUUCCAUCACCAAAAACUGUUACGACAUUUACUUCACCUAUGACAAACGCAAAUAAGGCUAUAACUGCAUUAGAUUGGAUAUCAAAAAAUGAACGUUACUUUUUACAUGGUGACAAUAACGGACUAAUCCAAUUACACGAUACGCGUGAUUGUAAAACACUUUGGGAAAUACAACAUGAAGGAUCACGGAUUGUUACUUUACUUUGCAAUCCAACUGAUUCUACAUUUGUAUGCUCAGUAUCAGAUCCUACAGAAAGCAAAUUACUUUUAUAUGACAUAAAGUCGAAGAAAUUAGAGAGAAUUUUACCUACGGAACAAAACGUAGUUGCUUUGUGUUCUGCAUUUAAUCACAAUGGUCAACUGCUUAUCACAGGAAUGUCAAAUGGAAAUAUACUGAUACAUGAUUUGAGACGAAAUGAAAUAAUAGAUAAUCUCAGCUCCCAUUCCAGUCCAGUAAUUGAUAUAGAAUUGAUAAAUGAUUUCACAAAUAUUUGUGCACGAAGUGAAGAUGGGAAAUUAUGCCAAAGAAGUUUAAACCACUCAGGAAAAAUUUUGUGGGAAACUAAAAUUAAAAUUGAAAAAACUGCUUUCCAUGGGAAAUUAUUUACGUUUGAUCAAAGUGGAAAUUAUAUGUUACUUUGUACACAAAGUGGAGGUAACAUAUAUAAAAUGCCACCUGGUAUGCAAACAAAAGUUUUAGAACUUGGCGGACAUAAAGGAACAUUAUGUUGUGACUGGUCCAGUGCUAAUCAAUCUGGGACAUGUAUUACUGGUGGUGCAGAAGGAAAAGCCAGGGUAUCAACACUACUAUCCCCAUGAUACAGAAAUAAAAUUAGUAUAUGUGUGAA
This is a messenger RNA of Vespula vulgaris, 2043 nucleotides long. Its product is annotated as WD repeat-containing protein 91. NCBI's taxonomy places the organism in Eukaryota, Metazoa, Arthropoda, Insecta, Hymenoptera, Vespidae. The transcript has 8 exons. The record is from RefSeq and is a predicted model, not a curated record. Gene Ontology annotation, molecular function: phosphatidylinositol 3-kinase regulator activity; protein binding. Gene Ontology annotation, biological process: early endosome to late endosome transport. Gene Ontology annotation, cellular component: extrinsic component of endosome membrane; late endosome membrane; early endosome membrane. The coding region runs from base 224 to 2014 and encodes 596 amino acids.